Messenger RNA from Pangasianodon hypophthalmus (striped catfish), 5132 nucleotides. RefSeq names its product ubiquitin-conjugating enzyme E2Q family member 1 (gene ube2q1). The transcript is spliced from 13 exons. Bases 469 to 1608 code for a protein of 379 amino acids. The record is from RefSeq and is a predicted model, not a curated record. NCBI's taxonomy places the organism in Eukaryota, Metazoa, Chordata, Actinopteri, Siluriformes, Pangasiidae.
CACAGUAUGCUGGGAAUGCGCGUUCACGAGACGAACGGUCAUCUUUAAACCCCAGAAAGAAUCUUCUUCCGUUUAGCGCCACGACUCACAGCGAUAGAUACACAGUUCCCUGUAUUUAAGUCUAUAUUUUUUAGAUAGUUUAGUCAACGGGGAGGUGAAGGACAGGCAAUAUUGAUUAAAUGACACAUUAUGGAUGCGGUAUAAGCAAAAUUUGGUUGCUUGUUGGUCCUCUGACAGCAACAAAACACUGACGAAAAAAAAAAAAACCCGAACGAACCAAGUAAAGGAAGGCGUUGUUAUUAGCCUGCUAGCUAAGUUAGCUAUCAUUAGCUCCCAAGCUAAAGGUUUGUCUUAAUAACGUAUAUUUCUUUAUUUGUUGCUCUCUUGCUCGCUUAUCCACCUCGGACUCGACUAUACGUGACUAUAUCGGGUCCCGUCUUGUGCUUUUUAUCCGGAGAUGAGCGCAAGAUGUCGGUUUCGGGACUGAAGGCCGAGCUGAAGUUUCUCGAGUCCAUUUUCGACACGAACCACGAACGCUUCAGGAUCAUCGACUGGAAGCCCGAUGAGCUGAGCUGCCAGUUUAACGUGACUGGAGAGAAGCUGCUCAUUAUCCACUGCAACAUCACGGAAUCCUAUCCUUCAACGCCUCCAUUAUGGUUUGUGGACUCCGAUGACCCAAGUCUGACCCAAAUAUUGGAACGCCUGGAGGAUGUAAGAAAAGGCAAUACGCUGCUCCUGCAGCAGCUGAAGAGGCUGAUCUGUGACCUGUGUAGGCUGUAUAAUCUACCUCAGCAUCCCGAUGUAGAGAUGCUGGAUCAGCCUCUCCCCGCUGGCCCUGUCAACCAAGAAAGAAAGCAUGGUACUACAGAUGAAGUAACUUCAGAGGAAGAAGAGGAAGAAGACAUGGGAGAGGACAUAGAGGAGCUCGAUCACUAUGAGAUGAAAGAGGAGGAGCCAGUAGAUGGGAAGAAGUCUGAGGAUGAUGGCAUCGAGAAAGAGAACCUGGCUAUCCUCGAGAAGAUCCGCAAGAACCAGAGGCAGGACCACUUGAACGUAAGUGCUCAUUCGGGAGCAGUGUCAGGCUCCGUCCAAGCCUCAGAUCGUCUAAUGAAGGAACUUCGUGAGAUUUACAGAUCUCAGAGUUAUAAAUCAGGUAUCUAUUCAGUGGAGCUUGUUAAUGAUAGCCUAUACGAGUGGCACGUCAAGCUAAGAACAGUUGAUCCAGACAGCCCUCUGCACAGUGACCUUCAAGUGCUGAAAGAGAAGGAGGGCAUGGAUUACAUCCUUCUCAAUUUCUCCUACAAAGACAACUUUCCCUUUGAUCCGCCAUUUGUACGAGUAGUUUCUCCUGUGCUGUCUGGCGGUUAUGUCCUUGGAGGAGGGGCCCUGUGCAUGGAACUACUCACCAAGCAGGGCUGGAGCAGUGCCUAUUCCAUCGAGUCUGUCAUCAUGCAGAUUAACGCCACUUUAGUCAAAGGAAAAGCCAGAGUGCAAUUUGGAGCCAAUAAGAACCAAUACAAUCUUGCCAGAGCACAGCAGUCAUAUAAAUCACUGGUGCAGAUCCACGAAAAGAAUGGCUGGUACACACCACCCAAAGAAGAUGGAUAAGAAAAACGUCUCUUCAUUCAAACAAGGACAGAAUGUAUUGGAGUCAACAGCUGUUCUUCUUUUAGAUUUUUUUUUUUUUUUUUUUUUUUUUUUUUUUUUUUUUAAACCUCCUUUUUCUUUCCCCUCUCAACCGCCUCUCAUCGUCUUGCUAGUUGGAGAUUCACCAUGUCUGGAUUAUAGACUUCUGAACUGAGUGGGCUUGGAGAGUUAACGGGUAAAACAUAUUCCUCUACCAUGUUCUCUGUACUAUGCGUCACUGCUCAUUCCCUCCCACUAGUUCUCCGUUCUUCCUGCUUUCUCUUUGGCUGUUUGGUUGGCAGAGCGGAAUUUAAUACGGCAGAUUUCUAGAGUGAUUCCCGUGACCUCUCGCUUCAUGGAUGGACGUCCUGUGAUCGGAGUCAUAAGUCCUGCAUAAAUGCCAAGGUUCCUACACAAUAACAGGCUUUUGGAUAUCAGCGCUUACCCGAGCCUCCCUUAUUUCUCGAAGACUUAAAACGUGAACAUUAUGGAGAAAAAGAAAAGGGGAGAGACUAGGUUUGGGCGGAGGAGACUUAAGUGAUCAACACUUGUAAUGAAGAACCCACAUUGUUUUGGUUUUUUUUGUUUGUUUUUUUUUUCUUUGUUGUUUCUUAGAGAUGGAGGUUAAAUGCCAUCACCACUCCAUCCUCUUGUUCUCUUUGGAGCUUUUUCCUGGUCACACUGAAAAUCUGACCAGGCACGUUGGACUAGUUCACUGUAAAGUCAUCGAAAUGAUUUCCGCCUGUAAGUAAACUUAUAAAGAUGUAUCGCAGAGAGAACUUUUGCAUUUCAGACAGGACUGGAUCGCUUAAAAACAUGCCUGCAUAGCGCGGAACGUCCAUCUGAAGAUUUAUCUUGCAAAUAGAAUAAGGAUAAAUUACUUAAUGGAUAUCCUCAUGUUGACAAAAGGAAUAUCUUAAACAUGUUUUAUGUACACAUUAUGACUACUGCUGUUUUUUUUUUUUUUUUUUUUUCUUUUUUCUUCCCCUUGUGAGAAUGGAAGUGAUGUGUGGCUUACGCUGUCAUUAACUGCAAUUGUGACCAUUCCUCUUUAACCAGUGUGAUUCCUGCUGUGUUUAUUACAUCACCGCUGUUAUGUAAAACCUUUUUUUUGUUUCCUGUCAACUCGGGCACAUAGCAAGGUUGAAGUAUUAAGCAGUCAGUGAGAUUAUACAAAAUUUAUUAAGGAAAGCCACAAAAUGAUCAAAAUUGUUUUUGUAAAGCUUAUUUAUGAUGCCCUGUUCCAUUCCUGUGGGGGGGAAAUCUGUAACAUGACCAUUAUUGCCUUAAAAAAAAAAAAAUCCCUUUUUAAUGUCACUGUCCACACUGCAGAUGUACCUAUUUUACGACUUCCCUCAAAUCUUCAGCUUCCUAAUCUACAUACAAUCAAUUGGUUCAUAACCCAAGUCUUCGUCAGGUGAUGGGGGUGGGACCUGUCCAUUUCUUUUGGGCGAAAUUUUGCCGUCUUGUUGCGUCAGUACUCCUUUUACACAUCCUGCAAACGUGUUUUGAGGGACAUUACUUAAGACUUACAUCUCUCCUUACCAGAAAUCACCAUGUGAUCCACCUGGACAUUUUUACCCCCUUCUCCAUUUAAAUGCCUUCCUCAUUAUUAUUAUUAUUAUUAUUAUUAUUAUUAUUAUUAGAUUUGGUUUUGGUUUCAUUUGCACCAUUAAAUAGCUCAUUGUUACUGUUGAUCGGUGGCUUAUCUAAUUUAAACCAAGGCAUGGCUCAUUUCCUGUUGUUAUUUAAGGUGGCUUAAGGAGGCUAGGUCAGGAAGGGGAUGCGAUAUUAAUGAUCUCUGCGGCAUGGUGAAAUAGCAAUGGUGUAGUGUUUAUUUAUACCAAACCUUAAGGCAUUAGCCUGUAUUUAAGGGAAAAUCCACCCUGAAUGACUUUAUAAAGAACAUAUGAUCUUCAAAGGUGUCCAAGAUUUAUUUUAAGUUUAAUCAUCUUUCAUUGACAUGUCGGACUGUAUUCACCUUGGUUAACAAUUUCCGACCCACAAUUCCAUUCGACUGCCUGCUGAUAGUGGUGCCGGAGGGAUUUAGCCCUCGAUUCAUCUCUACCUUAAGAGAGCGAUGCAGCAGCGCUUUAGUCUUUUAGUCUGUCCAGCUGUCUCACCUCCGCAUCAGUACACUCUGCUCAAACGGAUCAGAUUCCAGAGCUUCAGCUUUGAAAGCCAUGAUUACCGUCAUUUCGCAGAUCAGUAAUUAUUCGAGCCGAGUCUCAGCAUAUAGCUGCAUUGCAUUCUGGACCUUCGUGUCCAACAUGUGCACCAACGUCUCCACUAUUUCUACACUGAGUUUCUCAUUAAUAUGACUUUGAACUUCGCUGGAAAAUGGUGAGUAAGAAAAUGGACUGUUUUUGUUUUAAGGAGCUAAUAGCAAAACCUGACCAACAUCCUGUCAUAUGUUUGAGAUUGUUGAAUUUUUUUCUCAUUUGUAACUCAACUAGCAAUGACAUCAGCACAGCAGACAACCACUGACAGGAAUAACAACAAUACGAGCACCUGAAUCUUUACGUCUUUUAAUCUAACCAUGUUUAAUGUGUUUCAGGGUGGAGUUUUCUUUUAUGUCUUGCAUGAUUUUUAAUAUCUGGGAGAGUGACGACUGUUUACUUGAUGUAGUAGCUGAAGAUCUUUCAUCCCAUCCUAUAAUAAUAGGCUUUGUUUCCUAUUUUAAAUCUGAUUCUCUCCCAGCACUCUAGUGGUUUUAUUGUAAGCAUGCAGAAGUUCACCUCACACACUCGUAUCCACUGAGUCAGUUUGACACUCGCGUUGUGAAGGAUCUUGGGAAAAGCAGAUACCUAGGCUGUGUUUAGCAAGCGAACGUUUUGUAGCUGUACACAGUGUUUUUAGUUGAAUGGUGGAUUGGAUUGUAACGUCUCGCCACAGUCUCUCAGACAUGUUUGCUCCUGUUCGCUGGGUGUGUCGGUGAGAUCGAGAGCAGCAGGUGAUGGGAAAAUAAUAAAACCUCAAUACAACUCAAGCUGCUGGAUUUUUGGUGGAGCUGACCUGUUUUUUUUUUUUUUUUUUUUUUUUUUUUUUUUUUUUAUAAAACUCCUGUAACUCUUUUGUUUGCUUCAAAAACAUGUUUAACUGUGCUACCACAGCCUGAGCUACAUCUGUGCAGUCCAACAUUUAAAAAAAAGUUCACGAGGGAAUCACACAGUAGUGUGAACAGGGCAUUUUAUUACAGCAACAUGUUAUUUAACCAUAAUGGCUGAGUGUAACCCUGAUCUCAUUAUGAAUAUAUGGAGAAAGGUAUACAAACGCCCAGAGAGAUUGAUUUACCUUUUGUUAAGUGUAAGUCGUGUAGUGAUUUGAACCUUCGCUUAAACACUCUGAGCAGUUCUGAUUGGUUUAUGUUGGGGAAUGAGGGGGUUAUGCACUGUUAGCAUGCAUUGGUUUUAUUUUGCUUUUUGUUUUCCAUCGUGUAAUUUUGACCUUGUACAUACAAUUUGUAAACUUGCAUCAAGUUUAUGAAUAAAGAAUUUUAAGAAAUA